Messenger RNA from Drosophila sechellia, 2100 nucleotides. It is a transcript of the gene spirit, whose product is annotated as Serine Protease Immune Response Integrator. The record is from RefSeq and is a predicted model, not a curated record. Gene Ontology annotation, biological process: proteolysis. Lineage: Eukaryota; Metazoa; Arthropoda; Insecta; Diptera; Drosophilidae. Gene Ontology annotation, molecular function: serine-type endopeptidase activity. The coding region runs from base 665 to 1843 and encodes 392 amino acids. The transcript is spliced from 4 exons.
AACAAGUAAGCGGAUACGCAAAGCAUAAACACCAGCGAUCAAUAUCGGCGGAAAUCACACGAGUGGCUGAAGUCAGCGAAUGUAAACAAUGCAUAUAAGCCAAGUUCAAUGAGCCAAAUCCAAGUAAACAAAUGAAUUUAGCAACAAAACCGGUUGCUCCUGCUUAUAUUGCUUUCGUUUCGAUUCUGGCUGCUAUCAGAAAAGCCCAAAACUCGUGUCACAAAAGUCAAGAAGCAUCCGAGCUGAUAAUACAGCUCGGGAAUUAAACAAAAGCGUAUUUUUUCGUUUGAAAUUAAUAAAUUCAAUUCGGCACGUGCGCAAAAGCGACAAUAAUCAAAAUGUAUAAUGUACGCGAAUAACCUUUAUUGUAUUUCAAACAGAAAGUGCAAAUAUAUUGUAACGCUUUUAGGAAUCUAUGUUUGAAAAAAAUGCACUCUGUUUGCUCUCUACACAUUCACGUUUAUAGAAUUCAAAAAUAAAACUUUUGUACUGCCCAUCUAUGGUAUAUUGUGUCGCUUUUUUCACUGUGUGUCCGUUGGCUUUCGGUUAAUUGGCACUUGGAAGUUGGAAGUUGCCCGGCUGGUUUCUGCUUUCCGAUCUGGGAUCGCCACUUGUCGAGCUGACCCCACUGCAGUCCGCACCUGGCGCUGAUCAAGAACGGAGGAUGCGCAUUCGGUCUGCCCGUUCCACACCCACCCGUGUGUAUCUGCACCUUCUGAUGGUGUGGCUGCCACUUUUGGCAGUUCACGCCACGCCCGCCAUAAGUCCGCAGUCGCUGCGCGGCAUCAUCUUCCCCAAGGAAACCUUCGAUGAGUGCCAACUGGACGACGUGGCGCGGACGAAGGGCACCUGCCGGCGCAUGGAGUACUGUCCCAGUGCCCUGAACGGCUGGCUGGAGCGUCGCGAAUCGCCCAAGACCUGCUACUUUGUGAGGUUCGACCACUACGUGUGCUGCGCCCCAGCUGCAGCUCCAAUUGUCACCCGAUCCAGCCAGCAGGCCUGCAACGAACUGAACAAGGUGUCAAAGGUCAAAGAGAGCGACGAGUUCUUCGUGUCGGUGGUGGGCGGCAAGCCCACCCGUCCGCGGGAGUUCCCCUUCAUGGCGGCACUGGGCUGGCGCUCGAACUUCGAUCAGCGGAUAUACUAUCGAUGCGGCGGCGCCCUGAUCGCCAACAACUUUGUGCUGACCGCAGCCCACUGUGCCGACUUGGGCGGUGAGCCACCCAGUCAGGUGCGCCUCGGUGGCGACAAUCUAACCCUGACCGAGGGCGAAGAUAUAAGCAUUCGGCGCGUGAUCAUCCAUCCGGAUUACAGUGCCAGCACGGCGUACAACGAUAUUGCGCUGCUGGAACUGGAGACGGCGGCCAAGCCGGAACUGAAGCCCACCUGCAUCUGGACGCAGAAGGAGGUGGCCAACACGCUGGUCACGGCCAUUGGUUAUGGGCAGACCAGCUUCGCCGGCCUAUCCUCCGCCCAGCUGCUGAAGGUGCCGCUGAAGAGCGUGAGCAACGAGGAGUGCCAGCCGCACUACCAGAAGGAUCAGCUGGCCCAGGGCGUGCUGGGCACGCAGAUGUGCGCCGGCGACAUAACCGGCGAGCGGGACACCUGCCAGGGCGACUCCGGCGGACCGCUGCUCAUGCAGGACGGCCUGCUCGGCUAUGUGGUGGGCAUCACAUCGCUGGGACAGGGAUGUGCCAGUGGACCGCCAUCGGUCUACACCAGGGUCUCCAGCUUCGUCGACUGGAUCGAGGGCAUUGUGUGGCCAGUGCAGCAGGUGACGAACACACCGAAGCCCAUCCAGAUGGCGACCAGUCCCGAAUUCGAUCUGCGGGCGACGAUCUGAGUUUUGCUUUUGACAACUUCAUAUAUACAGGAAUAGAUCUACAAGAUGAUCCAGCAAGAAAUUAUUUGAAUAUUUACAUACACAUAUAUUAGGCAAAUCAACCAAUUUCAAGAUGACGCAUGGGAAAUAUUUAUUUAUGAGCUCGUUUAGUGUUUAAAACUUUAUUUAAACUUACCCGUAAGCGAAAGCCAACUGCAUAUCAGCGCAUAUCGAAUCAACAAUUGAGAUUUAAAUAAACAGAACAAUAUUUAUAGCAA